Messenger RNA from Cephus cinctus (wheat stem sawfly), 5465 nucleotides. It is a transcript of the gene Taf3, whose product is annotated as transcription initiation factor TFIID subunit 3. Gene Ontology annotation, cellular component: transcription factor TFIID complex. The transcript has 10 exons. The record is from RefSeq and is a predicted model, not a curated record. Gene Ontology annotation, molecular function: protein heterodimerization activity. Bases 241 to 3225 code for a protein of 994 amino acids. NCBI's taxonomy places the organism in Eukaryota, Metazoa, Arthropoda, Insecta, Hymenoptera, Cephidae.
GGUAUACGACUGCAGCUCGGAAAAGAAAUCAGAAAUGGUGGCGACGCCUUGUAGGCCGUGGUACCGUUCAUGGCGUUGCUAUUUUGACAACUGUGCGUGCUUCGAUUAUGAAUGAACUAUACGGAUCAGUGAAAAAGUGCAUACCCUAAGAGGUUUCUUAGGAUGCUGAUCUGGGAAUCAGUUAUACUGGAAAGAACGGAAUAUAAUUUUAUAUUGGUUUUUCCUUGUUUCUAGCUGAAAAUGACAACUGAAUAUAGUAGGGCUGUUUUGAGAAUGGUCGUGGCACAAAUUUGCCAGACCAUUGGCUGGCAUUCUAUCAAUUCCACUCCUUUAGAGUUCAUGGUUGAUCUUAUGCAGGAAUAUCUUUUGCGAGUAUCAAAACUCACUCAUCAAUAUUCAGAAGUUUUAGGAAGAACAGAAGCAAAUCUGGAUGAUUUAGGUCUGGCUUUUCAACAUAUGAAUAUUGACAUACAGGAGUUAGCUGAAUAUGUGAAAAAUGUAGAUUCUGUGGCAUGUGCCAUUGAGGUGCCAAAAUUUCCAGUUCAUCGAGAUAAUCACUUAAAUUUUCUAAAGCCGGGCAGUCGAGAAGUUGUCACUAGACCUGUACAUGUGCAUGAACAUUUGCCUGCUAUGCAUCCUGAUACAGAAGAAGAGUACACAUCCGAAAGAGCUGAAAGUUUAACGAACGGUACAUCGGAAGUAGCUUCUACCAAUGGAACACCAUCAGGAGGAUCUGUUAAUGUGUCUCCGCAGAGGGUAUCGCCACAGGUGGUUUUUAAACGUCCAGGAGAUCCGGUAUCUUUUGAAAGUCCCAUAGCUAAACGUGCUAAAGUAAUGGAAGAAGGAAGACCACUACGUGAAAUACACAGUGUUAUGAUGACGACAUCUGGAUUUUUAUCACCUGCACGAGAGGGAAAACUACCGGAAGCUAGAACCCCGCACCAAGCUCGUUCAGAUUCUCCACCACCCAGUUCCUAUCCAAUGGUUCCACCGGAGCUCAAGUGUGAAAAGAAAUCGAAGAAGAUAGUAAAAAAGGGACCAGAGGAUCGUAAAUUAGACAAGGAAAACAAAAAGAAAAAUCGUGCCAAGGAGCUAUUUAAACCAGAUAAAAUAGAUGACAGUAAGGUAAAAAAACUUGCCGGUAUGAAGGAGUUGGCAAAACUAAAACCCUUAAAACCUGGAGGUGGUAAAGCGCAAGGUGCUGCAGCAGGUCCUUCGAAUAGACCUGCUACUCCAAAAUUAAUACCACCUAAAGCAGUGAGCAGUCCCAAAUUAACAAAAACCUCGCAACCCAAAGUCAAAAAUGAAAAAGUGAUAGAUCUAACGAGUAGUCCCCCAUUGCCUGACAGAAAGGAAGACAAUAUUGAUAAGCUUCCAUCUGAACCAGAUAAACAGAAGUUAAAUAUAUUUAAAAAGAUUUCGAAGCCUCGGGAAGAUAAGGAAAAGGAAGCACCCGAACAACACAAGUACAAAGAGCUUGACUCUCGGGAGAGUUCACCUGGUUUGAUAAUCGAUGAGAAUAUCGAAAAAUACUCUCAUCGCAAUGACAUCGAUGGAAAACGGGAAGAAAAGAAGACGCCUCAUACACCAGAUGUUCAUGUUCAACAUGAUAGUGAUUUAGGCGCCUUGCAGAGUCCAUCUUCGGACGUUUAUAUGUUUGACGACAUGUCACCUCCAGGAACACCGAGCACACCAAAGACACCCGAGCUCAAUGUACCUGCGCCCAUUGAUCAGAAGAAAAAACGAAAAGAUAAGAGUAGCAGAAAAAAGGAAUCAAAACUCAAGAGUCCUAAACAUUGCGUCAGUCCAAAGAAGAUAAAAGUAUCAAGCGAUAUUGUAGAACCGGAUAUAAUGGAUCGGCCGAAGACGCCACAGGCUCCAGAACCACCUAUGCCUAGAGAAACGAAUCUUCCACCUACGAUUCCGUUUCCAUUUUUUUCUACUUUUCCACCAGCACCAGGACUCAUUCCGCAUCCCAUGUUCCAAAGGUUCCCUUUGCCUAUGGGGAGAGGUGGUCCUGGACCCCAUCCAGCAAUGCCAAACUUACCUCUACCGCGAUUUCUUAACCCUGCUGCAAAGCCUGAUGAUUUCCCAUUGACGAAAAUGAAACUUCCUGAACGAGAGAAACCUACACCGCCCUUACCAACAGCUAUGGUCCCACCAUUGAUGAAAACUGAUAAAGUGGGAAAAGAGAAGCCAGAAAAAGUUGGGAAGUCUCUGAAUAUUGAAAAAGAUAUUUCUCUCCAAACUCUACCGCCCGUUAGCCCACCAUCAUCGGUUCCUCCGACUCCUGCAUCCAUUACGCCAUCGUUAUUACCGAAGAGUCCGAAAGUCGAAAGAGUUGAGAAAAAUGAGAAGUUGCUUUUGCAGAAGUCAAAGGAGCAUAAAAAGGAGAAGAAGGAUAAGUUAAAGAAGAAAAAGGAUAAAAAGGAGAAACAUAAGGAGAAAGGUGAAAAGGUAAAAGAGAAGAAAGAAAAGGGGGACAAGAAGGAAAAAACCGAAAAAAUUAAAGACAAGAAAGAGAAAAAGGAAAAACGCAAAGAUAAAGAAAAGGAUGAAAAAGUGACAGAGGGAGUUCCCAAAAUAACAUUCAAGUUAGGUCCAGCAUCGCCAAGACCACCUACGCCAGAUAACGCUCCCAUGAAAAAAAUUACAAUCAAACCCCUGGUCAAGAAGCCAGAAGAAGAUGUGAAUAGGGAGCCAAGUCCAGAAUUGGCCAAGAUCUCUGCAUUGGUAACACGGCCGCCGAAGCAAAAGUCAGCAAGUAAGAAAUACGACGAGGGGACAUUAGACGCAAGUCCUGCUCUUCCUUCAGACACUUCUUUCUCAACCAAUCAUACUAGCGUCCCACUCGCAUCAAUUCCUAGAGCCAAAAAGGCUCUCUUCAAAACCCAACCACUAAGAGUACCAUCUCCUCCGGUUCAUUAUGAUCCUCCCUCGAAAUCCUCGAGCCCCGCGUUACCGCAGCAGCAAGCAGCGUUCUACUAUGAUCAGGUUGGAAAACAAAUUUGGAUAUGUCCUGCAUGCGGAAACCAGGAUGAUGGAUCGGCUAUGAUAGGCUGCGAUGAUUGUGAUGCCUGGUACCAUUGGGUAUGCGUGGGUAUACAAGUGGCACCGGAUACGAACGAAAACUGGUAUUGCCGUGUCUGUAUCGCUAAGAAGCAAGCGCUUUAUCACGAUAAAAAGAAGAAGAAGCGUAAGAAGAAAGUUAAAACGACAGCCUAGUACAAGCUAACCGGGCCUAAUAUGCGGCCCGGUAUAUCGAGUCAGCCUGUCGCCAAAGUCAAAUUAAAGGGCAGUAAAAUGGGAAUGAAAGGUGUAAAGGGUAAGAAGAUUUCCAAGAAGGAGCUUAAAAUUCAAAUGAAGGCAUUUAAAGGGAAGCCUGUAAAAACCAAAGGAAAGGGUAAGAAAAGUGUGAUUAAAAUGAAAAGCACCCAGAAGAAUAAGAAAUUGAAGGACAUUACGGCCGUGUAAAUGGAAAGCGAAAAUAUUUCUCGUCUCUCCUUUUCAUACUAGAGAUAUUUGCGUUAUCUGGUAGAUCUCGUCUAAUAAUGUUUUUCUAAUUUUUUUCAAAAAAAAAAAAAAGUUGUUUCAUGGGUGCUGGACAUUCGUUACCGUCGAUGAGAACAUUAUUCUGGACAGCUGUGGCUAGGUUCGUUAAAUAGAAUUUUCUAUCUCAGUGUCUUAUUAGGAGGAUCGUAUGGUCCAGUCGACCGCAGAUUUUUGGCAUAACGAAUCCGCAAUAAAUUCUCUGAAGUAUUGGCACGAAUCAUGUCGCUUCGAAAAAUAAUAAAAUCUGGAUAACGAAUCAUUGUACUUUCCAUAAGCAAAUAGGAAGAGAGAAAGAAGGAAAAGUAUUCUCUUAGAAAUGGGAUACAAGAAAACUUAACGGCCGAUAAUAAUAUAGCGCGUUUCGUUUGUGUAGAUUGAAGCAUCUUUGUUGUUCUGUUUUAGAUAGUUUAAAGGGGGGGGGGGGUAUGCGUAUUUACAUGAAAAAUAAUUUGAAAAAAAAACAACAGGUAAGAUCAUUACGAAGAUUCGUUGUACUGUGUAAAUUAGAAAAAAAACAAUUUUUUGAUCGUACGACGGGCAUAAAAUUGCAAUUUUGCUCUAUGAAGAUCUCGUUAUUUCGCAAAACGCAUCAUGUUCAAGUAUUCAUUCAAGUAAUUAUAUGUGUGUGUGUGUGUGUGUGUACAGGCGCGCGCAGACACUAUUACAGAUACAACGUUCUUUGGAAAUAUUUCUCUUAUUUAAUUAUCAAUGCAUUCAUCUCUAAAAUAUCAUCAACGUAAUAAUUAUUUGUUCGCUAUUCUUGAACAUUUUACGUGGCAAAUCAAUGAGGUAUGGACUCUAAGUAAUAUAGGAAUCAUGAUUAGGAAUGAGUCGAGAUCUGAUAUCCGAAUUUAACAUGUUAUGUGGAUAAACUUAUUGGAUAAUUUUUCUAGAAAAUAGAUCAAGUUAUGACACGAUACAAGUCAUUUACUUUUUCGGAGAAUAAUUCUCCUGCUAGUCAUGCAAAACUGAAGUUUGACUACACGUCUGCAUUAUUGGGAAUAUAUCUUUCUUUGUCUUCUCUUUUCUCCUUUCAUAAUUAUUUUUCAUUGCCAAAAAAAUGGCUGAUCGAAAGAAUAUUAGCAUCAGGUAUUAAAGGUAUCGACUCAAUGCUAAUUUUUACACUUGUAAUUAUUAUAUAAUAUACAUUUUUUACCUAGACUACCAUAAUGUAAUAAUCGCGUCUCGAUCAAUAAACGUUUACUGUUCGUUUUUGCAAUUUUCUUUCUUUCAGUAAACCAUUAGGAGUUAGAAAAAAAUAAUGCUCUAAAUUCAAUCCUAAUCUCAGUUAUCACAAGAUAGUCACGAGGACACGAAAGUUUAUUGAUCGACAACAAAUAUUAUUGUAGGUGUGUACAUACUAUAAUAAAUAAGUAAUUCGAAAGGAAAUGUUAAUUUGAAAAAGUGUAAGUAAUGGUAACAUUUAUUUACACAUAGAUUUCUAAAAAGUGAAAAAAUUUCUUACGAUAUCAAGACGUUCCACUGUAAAUUUGUAGCUUAAUUAAAAAGCAGGUGAUUACAAAUUUUGACUAUCGGGCAUAGAUUCUGAAUCUACGUUAUGAGGUGUAAUGUAUCAAAGAUUUCAUGUACAGCUGAAAUAAUUUUACAUACAGCGUCUACCAGAUUCUAUGCUAUACCACGAUUGUUAGUCAUUCAAGAACGGUAUUUCGGUUGCUGAGAGGAGAGGAAAAAAUGUUUCUUGCUAAAAGGAUUAUCGUUAUUUAAACAGGCGCGCGUUUAUGUGAACGAAAUUAUUUCUGGAAUACUGUGUAUCGUGUAUUUUCAUCAAAUGGAACAUGAAUAUACCGCAUGGAUUAACAUAAAUAAGUGGAAGCGUCAGUGAAUAACGUUAAGGUUGUGGGAAUGCCAAGAGCUCAUGAACAUUGUAUAAUAUAAAAUUUGACAAUGAGAAA